Molecule: messenger RNA, 850 nt
Organism: Cheilinus undulatus (humphead wrasse)
Lineage: Eukaryota; Metazoa; Chordata; Actinopteri; Labriformes; Labridae
Gene: commd5
Product: COMM domain containing 5
Exons: 7
Coding region: 118-753 (211 amino acids)
Cellular component (GO): nucleus
Source: RefSeq, a predicted model, not a curated record
UCAUGUGACAAGAAGGCGGAAGUGGUCGCUCAAAUGGUAAACUAACCAAGCUGCGAGGAAAACAGAAGGUUUGAACUGAAUUUGCUACACAAAUAGAUUAAAAGUGCAUGGUUAGUCAUGUCGACCAGCCAUGCAAAGGACUCCAGCUUCAUGGGAGGAAGGAUACCACCAGAGAUCGAGUCAUUGUCGAAGAACCUGAAGGAUGUGGACCAGGAGAUGUUCAGGAAAAUACUGAAAGCCGUGGUCAGUUCUCUGGAGGGGAAGGACUGCAGAGCGUUGAUGACGUCUAUAGCAGAGAGUGUCACCGUACCACAGGAGAGGCUGUGUCACAUCGUAGCCGGGAUGCACAGAGUGCUGUCUGAGGCCAUCCGCAUCCCGCCAUCAUCACUAAAACAGGAGGCCUUCAAAGAAGAUCUCAGAGAACUGAGGAUCCCUGAAGACUUCAUCACAGAUUUCUCCAGCGUUGUUUUUGGCAAUCGGCGUGCAGCCUUAGAGGCAGCAACCUCCCAGAACGAUCCUCAACUCCCCACAGUACAGGAUUUUAAAUGGAGAGUUGAUGUUGCUAUUUCUACAAGCUCUUUAGCUAGGGCCCUGCAGCCGUCUGUUCUCAUCAAGAUGAAGCUUUCAGAUGGGAGCCUCCACUGCUUUGAGGUGCCUGCAUCGAAGUUCCAGGAGCUCCGCUACAACACGGCUCUGAUUCUCAAAGAGAUGAACGACCUGGAGAAGAGGAGCAUUCUUCAGAUCCAGGACUGAUGCACUCUAACUGGACUCUUUUAUUGUUUUUUCACAUGGAGUGUAAUUUUGUAAAAAUGUUCUCAUUUCAAUUAUAAAAUCUGAUGGUCAACCUUCA